CUCUACUCUUAUCCCUUCCCACACUCUUUAAUCAAUCCCAUGUGGGUCCCCUUGACCCUACCACCAAUAUGUCCAGCUGCUCCUUUUCCACCAGGAUACACACAAAAUGUUAUGUUAUUAUCCUCGCCAUCACCAACGCGCUUCCAACCAUAUUUUCAACCCACGUGUUCCCUCAAACACCCCUUACAAAAACCUCAAUAAAAAAUAUUAAAAAUUAAUCAUGCAGCAAAACGUCUCUUUUUUCUUUCUCUUUCUUUUUCGCGGGGUCUCCAUUAAAGAAGCAUAAAGCAAAAACUUGUUGCACACUUAUUAUUACUAUCACUCUUCACUUUUCAAUAUAUGGAGACCUAUCAAUAUCCACCGUCAUAUCCAGAUUCCGGUAACUCAUCACCGCUUUCACGAGAAAUCGAUUUCGAAAAUCCUUCUUCAUGGGAGGACCAACAAAACUACAAAGCAAAAUUCAUGUGCAGUUACGGCGGAAAAAUCCAACCACGCAGCCACGACAACCAGCUUUCCUACAUCGGCGGCGACACCAAAAUACUCGCCGUCGACCGCAGCAUCAAGUUUCAAGCCUUUCUCUCGAAGCUUUCAACUCUCUGCGACGCACUUCAACAAGAUAUAAGCUUCAAGUAUCAGCUUCCGGGAGAAGAACUUGAUGCUCUUAUCUCUGUUACUACUGAAGAUGAUCUUGAACAUAUGAUGCAUGAGUAUGAUCGUCUCUAUCGUCCUUCUUCAAAACCUGUGAGAAUGAGGCUUUUUAUAUUCAUCGCUCCGAAUUCGGGUUCGGUUUCGGCUUCUCAACCUGAUCCACUUAAACCUAAUUCCAAAGUUGAUUUUCUCUUUGGUAUUGAGAAUAAAACCCUAGCUCAACCGAUUCAACCUUCGUAUGCUGCUGUGACUGCCAAGUAUCACGAUCCUGUGCCGGAUCUUGUUGCUCCACAACCGGACUAUCCACCACGUGGAUCUACCGAUGAGAGUGUAGAGAUUCAGAGACAGUUACAGCGUUUGCAGGUUUCUGAGAGUGAGCAGUCUCUAUAUCGGAGAAGUUCGGAUGGUGUUACAGGUGGUUACGCCGCCGCUCCCGGCGGUGAUUAUUACGUACAGAAGAUGCCGGAGAAUAUUCCUCGGUCUAAUUCGCCAGUAACAGUUCAUCAUCCUGCAGGUUACUGGCCGGAUAAACAAUUUUCCGGCGAAGCUUUUCCUGUGACAGGGAUGAACACUUCCGGUGGAGGGGAUCAGCAUGUUUACAUGAUGCCGCCGCCGGGAACAUUCUAUCAGACAGCACAGAUGAUGCGUCCACCGACAGCGCAGGGGUACUACGCAGUGCAAAGAAUGGCUUCUGAUGGAUACCGGGAACAACCGGUGUACGGCGGCAUUCCGCCUCAGAAUGUUGCAUUUUCGUCGUCGUCGGCGGCUCAGCCAGUCAAUCCUUCGGCUUAUCAGGAAGGAUACGGCUUAGUUAGGCCAGCUGUUGUAGCGGAAAAUGCGGGAGCUGCUGGAUAUGCGCAAGUGGCGUAUGAUAGUUCAAGUGGGAGACAUGUUUACUAUACUACGCCGGGAGGCAUGGUCCACGCACCACAGUAUCAACAUGGGGUUUCUCCGGUAUUCAGCAAUGAUAUGAGACCGGCUGCGGUUCCUGGGGGCCAGGAUCCUAAAGUGGUAAACAAAGGUUCACAUUCACAAGGAUUGUGAUUAAUUAAUGCUGUGAUUAUGUUAAUUUUGGACUAAUAUAUGCUCAAUAAAUGUUGUUUUCUUAUGUUGUAUUUUUUAAAUAUAUAAUGCCAAUAUUAUUACAUCCAAAAAAAUUAGUCUCUCUU
Messenger RNA from Medicago truncatula (barrel medic), 1817 nucleotides. RefSeq lists its product as uncharacterized. Lineage: Eukaryota; Viridiplantae; Streptophyta; Magnoliopsida; Fabales; Fabaceae. The record is from RefSeq and is a predicted model, not a curated record. Gene Ontology annotation, molecular function: protein binding. The transcript has a single exon. The coding region runs from base 340 to 1692 and encodes 450 amino acids.